This is a messenger RNA of Lachancea sp. 'fantastica', 1383 nucleotides long. Lineage: Eukaryota; Fungi; Ascomycota; Saccharomycetes; Saccharomycetales; Saccharomycetaceae. The record is from the annotation of a GenBank genome assembly.
AUGUCAUUCUUGAAUAGCAUUCCGCGAGAUCUGCGUGAAAAAAUUGAUAUUAUAAGCUCAUCUGAGCCCUCAGCACUUGCCGUUUUCGAAGAGCUGUACAACUACCUAAGCGUUGAACAAGAAAGCAGGAAAAAGUCCAAAACUGAUGAUGAGGCUCCCAAAGUAGCAGAAAACUCGAUCAUUUUCCAAUUGAAAGACGUUUCUGUGCUCACUCCGUUUCGCAAAAAGCUUAACCUCGUUAUUUCACUGUCACCAAUGACAGGCAAGCCUACAUUGUCGCUAUCCAAAGAUAUGGUUCCGCAAUUGACAAUCUCUGAGCUCAACAAGUGUGUCAAAUUUGCCACUUUUUUACCGGUCCCUGAAAAGAGCAAUGUGGUUUAUUUGUUUAUAAGUUAUCGGUCAGACGCAUUGUCCGAUGCCAAUGACUUUCUUCUGGUAACGCUUAAUAAGGACGCAACAUUGGCGCAACUGAAAAGUUCGGGGCUAAUCAGUAAUCCUGCAAAUGAUCUUUCGCCCUGCAUUGACUACAUCCGGAAGCAGGCCAUACUGGUGGGGUUCCGCAUUGCAGAUCCCUUUUCUGCGUCCAAUACAGGUCCCAAACCGUUCCAUGUAGAAGCACAUCGAGGAACAAAAGAAGGAACUCUUUAUUUCCUGCCUGAUAAUGUUCUAUUUGGUUUUAAGAAACCUAUAUUACUAUUCUCUUCGCAGGAGAUCGAAUCCAUUACUUAUUCUUCUAUUACGCGAUUGACGUUCAAUGUCACUUUGAUUACGAAGAGCGGCGAAAGGUACGAGUUUUCCAUGAUUGACCAGAAUGAAUACGCCUUGAUCGAUGACUACGUCAAACGGAAACAAGUAAUCGAUAAUUCCAUGAGCGAGGAAAACAAGGCUAAACGGACUAAUAAGGAACAUAGCACGGAAGAACAUUCUCUUCUAGCAGAAGCAGCACAGCAACUCGAAAAUGGAGGAAAGAUCAACGACCUCCCGUUGGAUUCAGACGACGAAGAGGCUGACAACGACUUCGAAGUAGAAAGCAAUUUGUCCGAUGGAAGCGAUGUCGGGUCUUCUCAGGAGGAUGAGGAGGAUUUGGAAGAAGAUAAUGCACAAGAUGAGGACGAAGACGAGGAGGAGGAGGAGGAGGAGCAGGAGAAGGAUGAAGAAGAUGCCGGACAAGAACAAGUGGCAGAAAAGCAAGCGGAAAAUGACCUCGAUAGUAUGGGCCCACACUUCUCAAACGGUAUAGAUCAUCAGCAGUAUGAAAUGCCGGAGAAGAUGCAUGAUCCUUUUAAUACUAACGAUUUUGACGACCUAACGCAUGAAAUGUCAUUUCCAAUGGAAUCAAGGGAAGGUGAGGAUGAAGACGACUCCGGAGUUGAGUACGACUGA